This is a messenger RNA of Exophiala xenobiotica, 2342 nucleotides long. RefSeq lists its product as uncharacterized. Gene Ontology annotation, biological process: mitochondrial respiratory chain complex III assembly. The transcript has 2 exons. Lineage: Eukaryota; Fungi; Ascomycota; Eurotiomycetes; Chaetothyriales; Herpotrichiellaceae. Gene Ontology annotation, cellular component: mitochondrion. The record is from RefSeq and is a predicted model, not a curated record. The coding region runs from base 75 to 1181 and encodes 368 amino acids.
GUUAAGAAGAAGCCUCCAAUUCAUUCGAGGAGUACUCCGUAGAGCUCCUCCAAAACUACGCGUCUCGGGUCAAGAUGAGUUCGUUCGGUAUCUGCUCGCAUUGCUUGCGAGCUCUCCGGCAGAGCAUUCGGCAAGAGAAGUUGCUCCUCGCGAAGUCACCAGUUUCCGGCCAGCGAUAUCUGUCCCUAGAGCAAAAGGAGACCACUCCCCAGAGCCAUACCAAACGACCGAACCUCCACAUCAAUGUUCCAACCGCCACGCCGACCAACACCACGAACCUCACAGCCCAAGUCCCAGAGGACCCUCAAGAUCAAAAUGCACCAAAACCCUCCAAAUCCAAAUCAACCCUGAAGCCCGGUCUCCCAGCAGGGCCCAGCGUCUCACAGAUGCAGGCACAGAUUCAAGAAUCCCUCAAGCGUCCCGCCGCCACCAAUCCUCUCGCCAAUCGCUUGGCACAGAGCUUCCGCAAGACUGCCAAGGGCACAACGCAGACGUACAUAACCUACGGAGAGACGGAGGCUCUUUUCAAAUCCUGUGCUGCACAAGCAGAUUACACAAUCCCCGAGGAUCAGCGCAUGGGCAUUCUCACGGGAAAAGGACCUCCCAAGACGGCUGAUGGGAUCGAUCUCGGCCAACCCGUGGCAGACACAUGGUGGUUCAAUACAAUAGGCCUGCCGCCCACCUUCUCCACCUGGUCUCAGGUCGCCUUCCUCCACAUGUACAUUAUCACGGUGCGGCUGCGUGCAGUAGAAACCGCCUCCGAGUUCCAGAACUACCAGCGCUAUCUGAUCGAACAUUUCUCACAUGCUGCGGAGGACAAGAUGGUGCUGUUGCAUAACAUGUCCGCAAGGGGUGUACGGAACAAGUACCUGAAGGACUUGUUCUUGCAAUGGCGGGGUAUUCUGGCCGCGCACGAUGAAGGCAUGGUCAAGGGUGAUGCUGUGCUCGCCGGCGCAAUAUGGCGAAAUCUCUUUCGUGGACAAGAGGAUGUUGAUUGGGAAAAGGUUGCCCUUGUGGUCGCAUUUGUGCGUAGGGCAGUCACCAAGGUUGGAAAUCUGGACAUCAACACCAUCGCUACCAGUUUGAACGGACCGGUUGGGAUCUGGGCCCAGAGUCACCAGCCUGCAGGAGACCUGGUAAGCCGGCAGAGCAGGCAGCUCAAUGCGCCGUUCACAGGGUGAAGCCGUUUUGAGCACACGAAGUUUGUUGUUCAUCGGACAGAUUCUGGAAAUCAACUCCUUCGACCUCGGCUCCAAAGGUGGGAUGCAGUUUCUUGAUAGUGAGGGUUUUGAAUUCUGGCUCUUCGCUGUAGCUGCCCAUGGUGUCGAUGCUGGCUUCGGAACUGUCCUGUUGGUGGAUUUGAGAUUCACGAUGACUUUGAUGAAAUUGUUGCUAUGGUCUUGUCUCUCAUACAGGUGUUCGGGUAUCUCAGGCUCCUUAUAUCCACUGUUGACUGGGAUGCCCAUCGAAAGGGACGCAAGGAAUCACACUUGCACCCGUCUCGGUUCUCGGCUUGUGGCUCACUGUCAAGUGAUGUGGGGCGCAGAUGUGGAUGACUUGAAGCGACACACGUCCGGCAUGUAAGAAGAGAGACAUAGCCGAAGGGCAAUGUGAUGGCUAUGAACAUCUUCUGCGUGUCAGGCAAAGCAAUGCAAGCACGGCAAGAAACCGGCUGCCUUGGCACGGGGAAUGAAUGCUUCUCGUAGCUUGCUUCGAGGCCAUGAUGGGCCGCUACUAAGAGCAUGGGGCAGUUUGCUUGAUAUGUUGCGGGGCUGGCAGUCGGAGCAUAUGUAGGGAGUCAAGUUGGAGUAUACCUAUUUUUUGCACAUUUGUAUGGAAGUACCCGGAUGACGCCAGUAAGAGUGGUGGAGGAAUCUGGGGAUAGAGGAGGUGGAUAUGCAUGAAGCUGGGGAAUUGGGGAAAGCCAGAUUUUGGGCUUCUGAGAUGAUUCAAAUCGCUCUAGGAGCCUUGUCCGAUCGGCCUUCUCUGCUGUCAUGUCUAAUCCUGUAAUGCUGGGCGUCCAAGGCUCCUGGAAUCUUGAACACUGGUCCUGAGUCGCUUCGGCAUAUGGGAUGGUGACGGGCCUUGGUGGUGGGGAGAGAUGUCGAAACCUCAGGAGUAGAGUGUGGCGGAUAGCAAGCAGGUAAAUGGAGAGAUGCCAUCAUCCUUGACAAGGGCAGUGCAUCAUGAAUUGCCGGUGCCGGUUGACUGUCUAACAGGAGGCCGAUGCUGUGAGGCUAAGUAUAUCUCUUUCCAGGACAGGUUUGAUACGCUUGGCAUGAGAGUUCGAACACGAGUUGGGAGGUGUCAAUUUCCACCCAGUGAUGCGAGACCCUAGGCAC